AUGGAUUCAUUCACCAUUAAGAAAGUAUUUUCCCAGCUUCUCAUCACGUUUGUCUUGUUCAUGUCCAAUUUGGUUUCAUUACCAGAUGCUGCAUUUUCUUCUAAUUCUUCCAAAGAAGCUACUGUUCUUCUUACAUGGAAAAAAAACCUUCAAAACGAAUCCCAAUCUCACUUAUCUUCAUGGACUACUUUAGUUUCUUCUUCCAAUCUAAACCAAAUUAAGAAUCCGUGCAAGAAUUGGCUUGGUAUUUCAUGCAACUUUGCUGAAAGUGUCAUCCGAAUAAACCUUACCAACUCUAGCUUACAAGGUACGCUUCAUGAAUUUUCAUUUUGGUCAUUUCCAAAUCUUGUCUAUGUUGAUCUUUCCAUGAACGCUCUUUUUGGGACCAUUCCACCUCAAAUUAGCUACCUGUCAGAACUCAGAUAUCUUGAAUUGUCGUUUAAUAAGUUUUCAGGUAAAAUCCCACCAGAGAUUGGCCUGCUAACUAAUCUUGAAGUCCUCCACCUUGCUCGUAAUAAAUUGAAUGGCUCAAUUCCUAAAGAAAUUGGGUGUCUAAGCUUUCUAACUGACCUUGCCCUUUUCAAAAACCAUUUAGACGGUUCCAUUCCUUCUUCUUUGAGCAAUUUGAGCAACUUAGUUAAUUUGUUUCUCUAUGAAAAUGAACUUUCUGGUUCCAUUCCUGCACAAAUGGGAAACCUCUCAAAUUUGGUCAAACUUUUCAUUAAUACCAACCACCUGACAGGUCCAAUCCCUCCAACCUUUCGGAACUUGAAAAAGCUAACCACCAUGUAUAUGUUUGGUAAUUUACUUUUUGGUCAUAUACCUACAAACAUUGGAAGUUUGAAGUCCCUUGAAAAAUUAAGCUUGUUUGGAAAUAAUCUUUCCGGUUUAAUCCCGACAUCAUUAGGAGACUUGGAAAAUCUUAAACUUCUUCAUCUCUCUGGUAAUAACCUUUUCGGACCCAUUCCUCCAGAAUUAGGAAAUUUGAGUUCCAUCAACGAUCUACAAUUGAGUGAAAACCAGUUGCAUGGACCUUUUCCAACUUCAUUUGCUAAUUUGAGCAACUUGAAAUCUUUAUUCCUUCGUGAUAAUGACCUUUCUGGUCCCAUUCCCCAAGGAAUAGGAGAUCUCAUUAACUUGGUUACUCUACAAUUGGACACAAAUCAAUUUAUUGGUCAUUUGCCUAAAAACAUUUGCCAUAGUGGAUCGCUUGCGAACUUUUCUGCAAGCAACAACUAUUUGGUUGGUCAAAUCCCCAAAAGCUUCAAAAAUUGCACAAGCUUAGUCAGAGUCCACUUGGAAGGUAACCAAUUUGUUGGAGAUAUAUCUGAUGACUUUGGACUCUAUCCAAACUUGACAUUCAUAGAUCUAAGCCACAAUAGAUUUUAUGGCAAAAUGUCAAGUAAUUGGGGAGAAUGUCAUCAAUUACAGACCCUACUAAUUAGAAGGAACAAUAUUACUGGUAGCAUACCACCCGAGAUUGGAAACUGGACUCAGCUUGGGGAACUUGAUCUCUCUUCUAAUCGUAUAGUUGGGAUGAUUCCAAAAGAGCUCGGAAAGCUAAUUUCUCUAGUGCAAUUGAGGAUGAAUGACAAUCAAAUCUCUGGUGAUAUACCUUUGGAGUUUGGAUUGUUGACUAAUCUCGAAUAUCUUGACCUAUCCACAAACAAGUUGAAUAAGUCAAUUCCAAGUAAUUUUGGGGACUUCAUGAAAUUGAACUACUUGAAUUUAAGCCACAACAAUUUUAGUGAAGGGCUUCCACUUCAUCUGCUGAGCUUAUUUCAUAUCACCAAGCUAGAUAUAAGUUAUAACUCUUUAAAUGGAGAGAUACCAGUAGAGGUUAGCAAAAUGGAGAGCUUAGAGAUCUUGAAUCCCUCCCACAAUAAUCUUUCCGGCUUCAUUCCGAAAGCCUUUGAAGAAAUGCGUGGCUUGUUGUAUAUUGACAUAUCCUACAAUGAGUUGUAG
Molecule: messenger RNA, 1965 nt
Organism: Juglans regia (Persian walnut)
Lineage: Eukaryota; Viridiplantae; Streptophyta; Magnoliopsida; Fagales; Juglandaceae
Product: MDIS1-interacting receptor like kinase 2-like
Exons: 1
Coding region: 1-1965 (654 amino acids)
Molecular function (GO): protein binding
Source: RefSeq, a predicted model, not a curated record